AUGGAUAGGAGAAAUGAUUACAGUUAUAAGAUGCCCCUAUUCCAGGGCCUUCUGCCUCCCCUUGGGAGCUUGGGGCCAUUCCCUCCUGAUGUACAGGCUGAGACUACUGAAGAGGACGGUGUCUUGCUGAUGCAUACUCUCUUGGUGGCAACAAAAGACCCCCUGGCCAUGGACCCACCAGUUGUCAACUGGCCUAAGAAAAGCAAGACCAAGAAGGUCCCUAUUAAGGCUAUUACUAACACCAUAACCGCUGCCUCUCCAGUCCCAUCUGCCAAUGUGAUUACUAUCAACAAGUCUAAAAUACCUUCGCAAGCUUUAAAACUGCCAAUCACCCCCCAGAUCAACCAAGCUUCAGCUACCACUGAGAAAGCCAAUACUCAGGCUUCUUCAGUCACCACUCAGCCUACGAAAGCCAAUACAAAGAGAGACACUAUUAAGGCAAUCCAAGGCUCCCAAUCUCCAGCUGGCAGUGAGAAUGUCAUUAUACAGAUCAAAUCACCCUUGCAAGCCCUAAACCUACCAGUCAUCUCACAGACUAUCCAGGCUCCACUUGCCAGUGAGUCAGCCAAUUCCCAGGCCUUGAUAGCACCAACCAAGCCUAAGAAAGCUUCCAAGGUCAAAAAGGCUGCCGAUAAGGCCAUAGCCAGUGCCACUGAGAUCUCGCUAGCUUUAACCACCACCCACACAGCUACUACCCAAGGCCAAAUUACCAAUGAGACAGCUAAUACUCAGGCUACAGCAGCCUCUAGUCAAACUAAGAAAGAAGACAAGACAAGAAGGCAUCUGUUAAAGGUAGAUACUGACGAUACUGACACUGAGCUCCCAGAGGCCUCAAAUGCCCUUGAGAGAGCUAUCAGGCAGAAUGAGAGCUCAGCAGCAGUUAUCCAGCCCAGAAAAUCCAAAGGCAAGAAGGCUGCCAAUAAAAGCAUAAAUUCUGCCUAUGAGAUCUCUGAGGCCCCACCUGCCACUCAAAUGGUCACAAACCAAGUCCUAACAGCCACCCUCCAGGUUAAGAGAGGGUCCAGGGCCCAAAAGACGGCCAAGUGCAGGGCAGCUGAAAGCCAGACUCAAAUUGUUGACCAGGGGGCCCAGGCCAAGAUGGCCAGCUCCCAGACCAACGUAAGUGCCCUUGAGACUCAGGUUGCUGCUGCUGUCCAGGCCCUGGCAGAUGACUACCUGGCUCAGUUGAGUCUGGAGCCUACAACCAGGACCUGGGGCAAGAGGAACCAAAAGUCCAAGCAUCUGAAUGGGGAAGAGAGAGGUGGCAGUAAUUACAGGUGGAUCCCAUGGGGCUGGAGGCCUCCGCUACUCUGAGAUGUGGCCAUUUUGCAAGAAAGGGCAAAUAAGUUGGUGAAAUACCUGUUGGUUAAAGACCAGACACAGAUCCCCAUCAAGCGCUCAGACAUGCUGAAGGUUGUCAUCCAAGGAUAUGAUGAAUAUUUCCCAGAGAUCAUUGAACGAGCAAGCUACACUCUGGAGAAGAUGUUUCGAGUCAAUCUGAAGGAAAUUGAUAAGCAGAGUAGCUUGUAUAUUCUCAUCAGCACUCAGGAAUCCUCUACAGGCACCGGAACGACCAAGGAUACACCCAAACUAGAUCUUCUCAUGGUGAUUCUGAGUGUCAUUUUUAUGAAUGGCAACAAGGCCAAUGAGGAUGAGUGGCUGGCUGUCAUCUGGGAGGUGCUGCACAAGUUGGGGCUCUGCCCUGGGAUGAGGCAUUCGCUCUUUGGGGAAGUGAGGAAACUCAUCACAGAUGAGUUUGUGAAGCAGAAGUACCUGGAGUAGAGAGUCUCUAACAGCAGACCACCUGAAUAUGAGUUCUUCUGGGGCUUGCACUCCUACCAUGAGACUAGCAAGAUGAAAGUCCUCAAGUUUGCAUGCAAGGUACAGAAGAAAGACCCCAAAGACUGGGCUGCUCAGUACUGGGAGGCAGUGGAGAUGGAAGUCCAGGCUGCAGCUGUGGCUGCUGCUGAGGCUGAGGCCAGGGCGGAGGCAAGAGCCCAAAUGGGAAUUGGAGAGGAAGCUGUGGCUGGGUCCUGGAAUUGGGAUGACAUGGAUAUCGACUGCCUAACAAGGGAAGAGUUAGGUGAUGAUGCUCAGGUCUGGAGCAGAAUUUCAUUUGAAAUUGAGGCCAGAGCUCAAGAAAAGGCAGAUGCCAGCACUAACAUCGACUUCAGCAGAGGAGCUAGUGUGGGAGCUAGCUUCCAUGAUUGUGCUAGUAUUAGCUUCAGUGAUGUACCCAGCCCCAGUGGUGGCUUUAGUGGCAGAGCUGGCAUUAGCUUUGGUGGCACACUCAGCACCAAUGCCAGCUUCAGCAGCACAGCCAGUAUUAGCUUUAGUGGCACACCCAGUACUUGCUCCAGUUUCAGUGGUGGAGCCAGCCUUAGCUUUGGUGGCACAUCCAGCACCAGCUCUAGUUUCAGCAGUGAAGCCAGCAUUAGCUUUGGCGGUGCCCUUUGUACCAGUGCCAGCUUCGGUGGUGGGGUCAGCUCUUGUUUCAGUGGUCCACUCAUCACCAGUACCAGUUUCAGCAGUGGAGCCAGCUCUGGCUUUGGAGGCACACUCAGUACCACUGCUGACUUUAGUGGUACGCUCAUUGCCAGCACCAGCUUUGGCAGUGCACACGGCACCAGUGCAGUCUUUAGUGGUGCACUUAGCACCAGCACUGGCUUUGGUGGCACACUCAGCACUAGUGUCUGCUUUGGUGGCUCUCCCAGCUCUAGUGCCAGCUUUGGUGGCACACUCAAUACUAAUAUCUGCUUCAGUGGCUCUCCUAGCACUGGUUUUGAUAGCAUACUCAGCACCAGUGUCUCCUUUGGUGGUAAUUCCAGCACCACUGCUGAUUUUGGUGGUACACUAAGCACCAGCGUCUACUUCGGUGGCUCUCUUGGCACUAAUGCCAGCUUUGGUGAUGCACGCAGCACCAGUGUUGGCUUUAGUGGGGCACUCAACACCAGUGCUUGUUUUAUCAGUGCUGUCAGCACUAGUGCCAGUUUCAUUGGUGUACCCCCCAUCAACUCUGGUUUUGGCAGUGUGUUCAGCACCAGCGCUGACUUCAGUGGGGCACUUAGCACCGCUACGGACUUUGGCAGUGCUCCCAGCACCAGCAUUGGGUUUGGUGGAGCUCCCAGCACCAGCCUCUGCUUUGGCAAUGUGUCUAAUACCAAUCUAUGUUUUGGUGGCCCUCCUAGCACCAGCAACUGCUUUAGUGGAACUACCAGUGCCAGCUUUGGCAAUGGACCCAACAUCAGUGUGGGUUUUAGCUUUGGCAAUGGUUUAAGUACCAGCACUGGAUUUGGUGGUGGACUGAGCACCAGUGCUGGCUUCGGUGGUGGACUAGGCACCAGUGCUGACUUCGGUGGUGGACUGAUCUCCAGCAAUGGCUUUGGUGGUGGGCUGGGCACCAAUGCUGGUAUUGGCAGCACACUUGGCACUAGUGCUGGCUUUAGUGGUAGACUCAGCAUCAGUGAUGGCUUUGGCGGUGGGCCUAAUACCAACUUUGAUGGAGGACUGAGUGCCAUCAUAGGCUUUGGCAGUGGUUUCAACACCAGCAUUGGCUUUACUGGUGAACCCAGCACCAGCACUGACUUCAAUGGGGGACCCGGUUCUAUCAUUGGCUUCAGCGGUGGACUGUGCACCAGUGCUGGCUUCAGGGGUGGACUGAGCAGUGGUACUGGCUUUGGCGGUGGACCGAGAAGUGGUGCUGGCUUUGGCGGUGCACCGAGCAAUGGUGCUGGCUUUGGUGGUGGAGCCACUAGCCUUGGUGCCUGUAGCUUCUAUGGCUAG
This is a messenger RNA of Pteropus alecto (black flying fox), 3783 nucleotides long. RefSeq names its product trophinin. Gene Ontology annotation, biological process: negative regulation of transcription by RNA polymerase II. The record is from RefSeq and is a predicted model, not a curated record. Gene Ontology annotation, cellular component: nucleus. NCBI's taxonomy places the organism in Eukaryota, Metazoa, Chordata, Mammalia, Chiroptera, Pteropodidae.